Molecule: messenger RNA, 2215 nt
Organism: Thrips palmi
Lineage: Eukaryota; Metazoa; Arthropoda; Insecta; Thysanoptera; Thripidae
Exons: 9
Coding region: 589-2172 (527 amino acids)
Source: RefSeq, a predicted model, not a curated record
UAAAUUUAUUGAUGUAGCAAGGUACUGCCUUAUAAGAUUUGUGAGGCAUUCAUCUAAAGUGCUUGGAAGACAUUUUGUGGUAUACAAUGUACAUAAUCUCAUCCAUUUAUGUGAAGAAUGCACAUUGAAUGACGAUGUUUUAGACAGCUUCAGUGCAUUCAAAUAUGAGACAUUUAUGGCAGUUAUCAAAGAUGCCCUUCGGUCUACCUACAAGCCCCUUCAGCAGCUUGCCAAUCGAGAUAAAGAAAGAAAGGGACAGAUGACCAACAUCAUAGAGAAUCCAUUGCUUGAUGAUGAAAUAAUUUUAUCUCACCAGCAUAGUCAUGAUAACGCUAAUUAUGAUCAGUACCAUGCUAUUACCUUUGGAGGUAAAAAGAGUACAACUUUAAGAGUAGAUGAAGCCAACUCCUGUUUCAAGACAACAAAAGGAGACAUUGUGAAGCUGAAAAAUAUCAUCCGAAACGCUCAAGGCCAAGUUGCUCUAAUUGGACAAAAAUUUUCUGUGGUUGGAGACGCUUUUAAUUUUCCAUGUCGUUCCUCUCUUUUGGGCAUCCAUGAACUCUCAUUAACAAAUACUACUUUGGUUCGAUGGAAAUUGUCAGAAUAUGCCUCAAAAUGUGUACUCCUGCCCCAUGGAGAUGGAUAUGUGUCUAUCCCUCUCCUUCAUACAAGUAUUCAGUUGUGACAUUCAUUCCGCAAGAGGAUGAUGAUUCAGAUGUAGAGGAGAGUGAGGCUGUUCCAUCUUCCUGGCUCUUGGAAGAAAAUACUCAAGUCUACUGGCCACCCAAGGAGAAGAAGGCAGCCAUUCCCCGACUAAUAAUGAGCCUUUCAAAGCCGGACAAGACUUGGGAUAAAUUCCCUGUAAGAUUCCGUCACAGUUAUGCCACUUACAACAAGGCUCGAACUGCAGCUCAGAGGCAGACAAACCAAGAUGAGACUGUAGGCUCUGCCUCAAGUGGUCUGAAUCAACCCCGCAAGAGGCGUAAACCUGGUAGAUUUUGUUCUGAACACUCUUCUGAUGAGGAGGUGCAACAGCCCCGCCCAUCAAAGAAACAGAAAAUGGGACGCAAGAAGGAAAAGAGAUGUGACACCCCGGGGGAUAGCAGUGAUCUUUCUGAUGAUGAAAAUAUAAUGAAGAAGGUUGAUGAAAUGAUUUCUAAAACAUCCUCAAAGCAGUCACAGAUUGCGGACAUAAUAAAUAAAGAAGUAAUUUUGGAGGAUGACAAAGGUGCUGACAGUACUCAUCAAUCUGGCAGUGUGUUGAAUCUGUCCAUUAGCCCCUCAACUGAGCCACCAGUUACAACAUCUAAUGCUGGUGGUGGUGUGCUCUCCUUUGUCAAAGGGCCCAUACCAAUAACAGCAAGCAGCAGCAACUCUGGUUCUGGCAAAGGGCCUUCUGUGACUUUUUUACGAGAUACAUCAAGCAGCAUUAAAACUGGAUCUGACAGAAGUAACCGCAACCUUACAAUAACAGAUAAAGAGUCUCCCUCCGUGAUUGUUCAACAGACAUCAAGCAGCAACAAAACUGUCUCUGUCAAAAGUGUCAGCACCCCUAUACAAGCAUCAUCACCAAAAGAUGCCAAUUUUGGAAGUAAUUUGUCUGAAAAUCAUGAACAUUCUUCUCGCAAAACCAAGUCUAAAAAUAAGACUGAAAUCAGGGCCAUGCAUGAGACUUUGGAGACUCUUGUGAAGGGUUUUGAAUUACUCACGGUCAACAUUCACAGGAUAAUGCAACAUGUUUUUCCUGAGGAAGACCUUGUUUCUUUGCCCUCCAAUAUGCCUAAAACUCCCUUGAAGAAUGAAUCAGCUUUUAACGAUCUGGAAAAGAUAGCUGCAAAUGAUACAGAGUUUACUAAGCUGAUGCUGUAUUACUAUGGGCGCCUUGAAGUAUCAACCCAUGCAUCAGAAGAGACAAAGGCUACCCGAUGGCUUCUUCAGACGCUUUUCACCAAUAAGCUUGCCCGAACAAUCAGCUGGGAAGGAACAAAAGAGACAAAAAUAGCUCUGAAGCCCACUAAAAUUUGCAAGCUGAUGCUUUGUAUUCUGAAGAAAACCUUCAGCAAAUCCAACCUGAUCAUGGCAACUGGCCAAAUUCAGCGUUGGUUCAACACUAGUUCUCAAAGAAAAGUUGAGAGCAGUAGUAGCGACAGCAGUGAUGAAGCAACAGAAUGACUGAUUCCUAAUUUUUGUUAGUUUUUAUUUUGCUUUAUUUGUA